Messenger RNA from Nerophis ophidion (straightnose pipefish), 5187 nucleotides. RefSeq names its product protein tyrosine phosphatase receptor type O (gene ptpro). The record is from RefSeq and is a predicted model, not a curated record. Gene Ontology annotation, molecular function: Wnt-protein binding; cadherin binding; protein tyrosine phosphatase activity. The transcript is spliced from 27 exons. Gene Ontology annotation, biological process: negative regulation of canonical Wnt signaling pathway; axon guidance; regulation of glomerular filtration. The coding region runs from base 301 to 3963 and encodes 1220 amino acids. NCBI's taxonomy places the organism in Eukaryota, Metazoa, Chordata, Actinopteri, Syngnathiformes, Syngnathidae. Gene Ontology annotation, cellular component: glutamatergic synapse; plasma membrane; GABA-ergic synapse.
AUCAUCGUCAUCAUCACCACCACCAUCAUCCCCUUCUCCUCGGCGACACCGACCUCCUGCUCGUCCCAGCCAGGCCCGCGCCAUGGACGGCCGAGCCCGGCCUGUAAGCUCGGAACCUCGGCGCUUGCGGUUCUGCCAGAGCGGCGCGUGCUCGUGAGGCUCGUGACAGAGAGGGCGACGAAGAUGCUGGGCUAGAGGAGACAAAGACGGAGCGCGUGCAAGAGAGAGAGAGAGAUACGGAGGGGGGAGAGAGAGAGAGAGAGAGGCGCCAUUGUCUGCAUUGGUUCUGUAAAACAUCACAUGAUCAUGUUCGUGUGUCGACUGCUGCUCGUGGCCCAACUGCUCGGUUCGGCCCAGGUGAUUCCCGCCUUCCAGGUGAGUCUGAGUGACGAAGGUCUGAUUGCGGCGACGCUGGAGACUUCAGACCUUCAAGAGAACGUCACGGCGUACGCGGUUCAGGUCUCUGGUGAGCCGCGGCCCAACGUGCUGCAGUUUGUGGGUCCGGGCGAGCCGUUGCUGUUCAACACCUCCUUUCACGGCCUGUGCUACAACGUGGCUCUGCUGGUCAGACAGGGGGCGCAGUGGUCCCGACCCGUCGACAGCGUGUCCGUCCUGACCAAGCCGCUCCCGGUCAGCAGUGUUCAGAUAUCGGACUACAGGGAUUCCCCAGAGACGGGCGUGGUCUUUGACAUGGACACUCCAGCCGGGAACGUCUUUAGCAGAGUCAACAUCAGCUACAGCGAGGGAGGAGAGAUGCACUCCAUGCUCUACAAAGAUUUCUACAAUGGGAAAACCGUCUUCAAGCACUGGUUGCCGGGCGUGUGUUACCGCAACAUCACCUUCCAGCUAAUCUCGGAGGCCAGCGCCUAUCAGAGUAUUCUGAGGACCCAGAGUGACGUCACACAGACGCCUCUGCACCACAGGACGGUGCCGUAUCCUCCCUUCAACAUAUCGUGGAAGAUUGUCGACCUGAGCCAGCGGGGAGCGCCGGGCGAGGCGGCUGACGGACAGCAGGAAAGCCAGCGAGCUGCCCGAGAGUCCCGGGACGUCUCGCUGAUGGAAGAGGACGGGGGCGAGGGCGAGGAGAAGCAGCCGGUCGCCUCCACUGAGCAGCCUUCAUACAACUUGACCAGCACCCACGCCACAGACCCGAGCACAAGUGAGGCCGCAGACGCUCAGAACUACUGGCUGGACUCGACAGAGCCCCCUGCUGACAGGGAGGAUGAAUUUGUCAACGCUGAAGUGCAUGAGUACGAGGACUCCAACGAUGCAGGAUCAGCUAUGGGUCUCCCUGCAGAGUCUUUAGUCCUGCCCACUAAACUGCCCCCCAUCUUGCUUGAGGUGCGCUGGCUACCCCCCCGCGCGCCCACCAGCUACGACGGCUUUAACGUCUACGUCCACAGAGACGGUAAUGCUACGCAAACGGCCUCCGUGGACGGAAGCACACGCGACUUCUUCACCGAGCUAACGGAGUCGGGAACGUAUCGAGUCAGAGUCACCUCGCUUAGCACGUCAGGAGACUGCGAGGCCAGAGAGAGCGCCAACGCCGCCUUUACCUUCUACCUCAACGCUAAUGGUGAACUUCUGGAGGACCUGCGCCAGCGCCCGCGCGCCGUUAACGUCCGCUUACUGGACUCCAGCACCGCCGCCGUGUCCUGGGCUCCGUCCUCAGAGAGCCACAUCGGCAGCGUGGUGUCUGUGGUGUCCACAACAUGCCUCAAGCCCAGCAUCAGCCAGAGAAUGGAGACCACCUACUGCAGCGAGGAAAACUCCACCAGUGACAUCAUCACCAACCUGACGCCGGGGGCUCAGUACAGAGUGGUGGUCUACCACACCAACGGCCCCCUUGUCAGUCCUCCUUCGGAGCCCGUAAUCAUCGAUAUAGAGCCCACCGGCAUUCAAGAGCUCGCCGUUUACCCACUGAGCCCCACGGCGGUCAUCUUAAGCUGGCAGCGUCCGUAUCCUGUGUCGUUCAGGAAGUACGUCCUCCAGACUUUCUUCUUCAACCCCGUCACUCUGACCUCAGAGUGGACCACCUACUACGAGAUCGCCGCCACCGCCUCAGUGAUCGCCUCAGUGAGGGUGACGGAUCUGCUACCAGCUUGGUUUUACAACUUCCGUGUUGCCAUGGUGACAUGGGGAGACCCGCCCCUCAGGUGCUGCGACGUCUCCACUAUCAGCUUCGUGACAGCUCCAGAAGCGCCGCACAUUUCCACGGUGGAUUACUCGCACGGCGUCUUGUACGUUCGCUGGACCUACGGCGAAGACUUCAUCGACUUAUCACACUCCCGAAUCACACACUGGCAGGUAGUGGCGGUCGGCAAGAAAGGACCUGAGAGGAGCUACUCUGUUGACGUGACUCGUAACGCGAUGCGGGCGAGCCUCCCUCUGCCGCCAGGAGACAUCUACAACCUGACGGUGACGGCGUGCACGGAGCGCAGCAGGAACACUUCCUUUCCCAACAUCAUCAAACUGGAGCCAGCGCCUCCCAGGUCUUUGUACGCGAUCAACGCCACGCACUCGUCGGUGACCCUGCUGUGGAGCGAGGACGGCGUGGCGGAUCACUACCAGGUUGUCUGCAGAGCCGACAAAGCUGGCAAGCAAGUGAAGGCUGGAGACCCUCAGGUGUCCAGCUCUCAUGUGGUGACAGUUUCAGGUCUGAUGCCUUCGUCCAGCUACAACUGCGGCAUCACCAGCUUCAGCUACAGCACCCCCAGCAAACCCGUCCACAUCAUCAUCACAACCACAGCUAAAGAGAUGAACCCCAGUGUCGCCGCCAUCUCAGCCCUCGCCGUACUCACCAUCCUGCUCAUCAGCCUGCUGGUUCUCUUCCUUCUGGUUCUACGCAAGAAGCACCUGCAGAUGAGCAGAGAGUGCGGUGCGGAGGCCUUUGUGAAUUUCGCCUCUUUUGAUAGAGACGGGAAGCUCCCUUACAACUGGCGAAGAAGCCUCUUUGCCUUCCUUACGCUACUGCCAUCCUGCCUUUGGACUGACUAUCUUUUGGCUUUUUAUAUUAAUCCCUGGGGCAAGACUGCUUUAAAGAAACGGAAGCUAACAAGUCUCGUGCAGCUGGACGACUUUGACGCCUACUUCAAAGAAAUGGGCAAAGACUCAGCGUACAAGUUCUCUCUGCAGUUUGAGGAGCUAAAGAGUGUCGGACUGGAUCUUUCCCAUGACGCAGCAGACCUGCCCGUCAACAGGCCCAAAAACCGUUACACCAACAUCCUCCCCUACGACUUCAGUCGAGUGAAGCUGAUGUCCUUGCACAACGAUGAAGGCGCAGACUACAUCAACGCCAACUACAUUCCCGGCUACAAACAUCCGAAGGAGUACAUCGCCACCCAGGGUCCGCUGCCAGAGACCCGCAAUGACUUUUGGAGGAUGGUUCUUCAGGAGAAGUCCCCCAUAGUGGUCAUGCUGACACAGUGCAACGAGCGGCGGAGGGUGAAGUGCGACCACUACUGGCCGUUCACCGAUGAGCCCGUUAUGUACGGCGAGAUCAGCGUGGAGAUGCUCUCGGAAAGCGAAUCGCCAGAGUGGACCAUCAGGAAGUUCAGGCUGGGAUACGCGGAUGAGACUCAAGAUAUCCUCCACCUCAACUACACAUCGUGGCCAGAUCACGGCGUUCCCACGGUCAAUGCCAUUGAAAGCAUCCUGCAGUUUGUCCACAUUGUCCGUCAGCAGGCAAACAGGACAAAGGACCCUGUUAUCGUCCACUGCAGUGCUGGCGUGGGCAGGACCGGGACCUUCAUCGCUCUGGACCGCCUCAUGCAGCACAUCAGAGAACACGAGUUCGUGGACAUCCUGGGAAUGGUGUCCGAGAUGCGCUCGCACCGUCUCUCCAUGGUGCAGACUGAGGAACAAUUCGUCUUCAUCCAUCAGUGUGUCCUGCUCAUGUGGCAGAAGAAGAAGCAGCAGUCCGUCGCCACCGACGUCAUCUACGAGAACGCCAGCAAAACAUAAUGGCGGCACAUGCUGUGGACGUGCGUCAUCGUCAGUUAGAUCUUCAAACACAAGAGACAAGUUCUGCCUUAAGGAGCCGUCACAGAUUGUCCAUCAACGCCUGCCCCCUUAACGAGCUGUCCAGUGAGUGGAUGUUUACACGGGGUCGUCCUCCUUCAAAUGACAAGAGGGGACGAGCCGCUGGAGGACAGUCAGACGAUUUUUUUCCCCUUCCUUUAUUUUUCACACUCAGGAGAGUCUGAAAAAGUGGUGCGCAGUCAAGCCUUCUCGCCACUUUCCUGUAGCACUAACACGUACCUUCAUAUGGAGCCUACACACAGGAACGCCAUGCACAAGCCCCGCCCACUCUUCGAGUACAUCAAACAGAGAGCUGUUACUAAUACUCCUAACUUCACAGGAUGUUUGCUGUUCACACUUAUCAAAAAGGGAACAAAACAAGGCGACAUGUUGGAUCGAAAAGAUGACGACAAAAUAUCUUUAAAAACGUUUGCAGUCGCUCACGUUACUUAAAAUAAACAUUUUGCAUUAUGAUCCGUCACUAAUGUACUUCCUGGAAUUCAGGAAAUAAAAUCGGAAUUGUCGGAACUUUUUACUCACAUUUGAUUAAGAAUAGGAGGAUUUAUAGUGCUUGCAGUAUUGAUAGCGUUGGCACGGCCCACCUCAUUCGACUCCUGACACAGACAGUUCGCUUAUGUGAUGUCAAAAUAAGAGCGUAGUAAAAGUGUUGCCAAAACAUUCAAUUUUAUAUGUGCAAACAUCUCGAAAUAUGCAUGAUUGACAUGCUUUCACUGCUCUGAUUUGACAUUUUGAUGUGAAAAGAGGAGUUUGGACUUUGGCGACACCUGGCGGACAUGUUAAAAACUUCACAAUUGAAAUGGAUGUGUGAAGUCAGAGGGGUCAAAUAAGGUUCUGCUUGCUCUGACAUGGGAUCAUAGGUCAUGAUGUCCACGUGGCCAAAAGUUGUGUAAAUAUUUUGAGUGCAUUGCUACUGUUUUUACUUGUCGUUCGUGCGAAAGACACUUUUUUAAAACAUCUUGUGUAAAAUGUUCAUUUCCCGAUCCACACGUUCUCUCAGCCCCGCUCAAACGCACUUUGCUACGACUGAAGCUCAGCACUGUAGACUUGUGUUGUCAUUGGUGCCAUUCUUGUAAUUGUGUCACUUUGAAGGAUGUGUGUAUGUGUGUGUGUGUGAGAGAGAAAGAACAAAAUAAAUGUGUCAUCUGA